AUGGUGCCCGGGAAGAGGUACUACGGCGGCGGGGCUGUUGAUAGUGAUGUUGAAGUGGCGAGGCACUUCAUGAAGACAAUGAAGGAGGCGGCAGAGCGUGGUGGGGCCACCAACGCGGUUAAUUUCGUCUCGUUGCUCAGGUGGCCGGAUCGCUGGAAGUUCAAGAAGACGAUGAAGGAGCUGGCCGGGAAAAUGGAUGGGUUCGUCCAUGAGCAGAGGAAAGGGAAAUGA
This is a messenger RNA of Linum trigynum, 231 nucleotides long. Lineage: Eukaryota; Viridiplantae; Streptophyta; Magnoliopsida; Malpighiales; Linaceae. The record is from the annotation of a GenBank genome assembly.